AUGGAUUGGCUUCAGCUGUUCUUCCUCCAUCCUGUAUCACUUUAUCAAGGGGCCGCUUUUCCUUUUGCACUUCUGUUUAAUUAUCUCUGCACUAUGGACUCAUUUUCCACCCCUGCCAGGUACCUCUUUCUCCUGGCUGGAGGCGGGGCCCUGGCCUGGGCUGCUAUGGGUUCCUUCGCCGUGCUUGUCCUCAUCCCUGCUCUGUGCGCCGGGGUUCUGAUUUCCUCUCUCGGUCCCCGGGAUGUCCACAGGUGGGCUUUCUUCUUUCAGAUGAGCUGGCAGACGCUGUGUCACCUGGGUCUGCACUAUACUGAAUAUUACCUGCAAGAACGUCCUUCCAUGAGGUUCUGCAUCACUCUUUCCUCCCUCAUGCUCUUGACCCAGAGGGUCACAUCCCUCUCUCUGGACCUUUGUGAGGGAAAAGUGAAGGCAGAAGCAAGAGGCAUCAGGGGCAGAAGCUCUGUUCUUGAACAUCUGUGGAAGACACUGCCCUAUUUCAGCUACUUGAUCUUUUUCCCUGCUCUCCUAGGAGGCUCCCUGUGUUCCUUCCAGAGAUUUCAGGCUCGUGUUCAAGGGUCCAGCAGUUUGGGUCCCAGGCGCUCUGUCUGGGCUCUGACCCGGAUGGGUCUGCAGAUUCUGGGCCUCGAGUGCCUAAAGGUGGUCCUGAGGAAGGUGGUGGGUGCAGGAGCAGGUCUGACUGACUGCCGGCAACUCCAGUGCAUCCGUGUCAUGUGGUCCACAGCCGAGCUCUUCAAACUCACCUACUAUUCCUGCUGGAUCCUGGAUGAUGCGCUCCUCCAUGCAGCAGGCUUUGGACCUGAAUUUGGUCAGAGCCCUGCUGGGGAGGGAUACGUCCCUGAUGCGGACAUUUGGACACUGGAAACAACCCACAGGAUAUCCCUGUUCACGAGAAAGUGGAACCAAAGCACAGCUGGGUGGCUCAGACGCCUCAUAUACCAGCACGGCAGGGCCCGGCCGUUGCUGCAGACAUUUGCCUUCUCUGCCUGGUGGCACGGGCUCCAUCCAGGACAGGUGUUUGGUUUCCUCUGCUGGGCUCUGAUGGUGGAAGCUGAUUACCUAAUCCACACCUUUGCCAACUUGUCUAUCAGAUCCUGGCCAAUGCAGCUGCUGUAUAGAACUGUCACCUGGGCCCACACCCAGCUCAUCAUUGCCUAUAUCAUGCUGGCGGUGGAGGUCAGGAGCCUCUCCUCUCUCUGGCUGCUGUGUAAUUCUUACAACAGUGUCUUUCCCAUGGUGUAUUGUGUUUUGCUUUUUCUAUUAGCGAAGAGAAAGCAUAAAUUGACCUGA
Molecule: messenger RNA, 1308 nt
Organism: Puma concolor (puma)
Lineage: Eukaryota; Metazoa; Chordata; Mammalia; Carnivora; Felidae
Gene: MBOAT4
Product: membrane bound ghrelin O-acyltransferase MBOAT4
Biological process (GO): lipid modification; peptidyl-serine octanoylation
Cellular component (GO): endoplasmic reticulum membrane
Molecular function (GO): serine O-acyltransferase activity
Source: RefSeq, a predicted model, not a curated record